Molecule: messenger RNA, 3958 nt
Organism: Strigops habroptila (Kakapo)
Lineage: Eukaryota; Metazoa; Chordata; Aves; Psittaciformes; Psittacidae
Gene: POM121
Product: POM121 transmembrane nucleoporin
Exons: 13
Coding region: 44-3262 (1072 amino acids)
Biological process (GO): RNA export from nucleus; protein import into nucleus
Cellular component (GO): nuclear pore
Molecular function (GO): structural constituent of nuclear pore
Source: RefSeq, a predicted model, not a curated record
UGCAUUCCGGGCCGGCGGCCCUUUACCGCGGUGCUCCUCGGCGAUGGCGGUGCCGGGCCCGCGCGCGGACCGCUGGCCGCCGGCCUUGGCCGUGGCGCUGGCCGUGGCGCUGGCCUGCCUGGUGCUGCAGGGAUCGCUUCUGGGCGCGGCGCUGGGCGCGGCGGGGGCCUGGUGUGCCAUGCGGCCCGGCCCGCCCGCCCCGCGCCUGACCGCCACGCACCCGCCCGUACGGCGCUCGCAGGGCAAAACAGCCGCUAACGGCGGCCCGGCCGCAGGCACCGGCCGUGCUGAGAGCACCCUGUCCCGCCGCUACUGCCUCGGGGCCCCGCCGCAGACCGUGCGCCGCCGGUACCCGCUGCCGCCGGACCGGAGCCCCGGGACGGUUUUCCUGCCGGUCCGCUGGGACAGUCCGGUGCCCAGGGGCUCGCCAUGGGCCCGCCGCCCAGCCCCGCUCCGCAGCCCUGUGACUGUUAAGGUCGCCGGCCUGUCUCACUCUCCUGCCCUGACACAACAGAUCUUAGCCAGGAACUUCCAGGACAAAAGCAGCCCAGACCCCUGCGCCAAAGAGACGGUGCUCAGUGCCAUCAAGGAGUGCAGGAAGAGGCCCUUGCAGCAGGAGGACGACCAGGCUUUGGGAAGUGAUCAUGAGAACAAGAGGAGGCGCUGUGUCAGCAGUGAAACUGGGCAGUUGGCUAUAAAGACACCAGAAGCCAACGGUGCCCCCGCCUCUCUUGUACCAAAGCCUGAGGCUAUGAAGAGGGACCUUGACUCACACCACCCAGAGGAGUGCUCAAAAUCACACAUCUCUUCUCCCAGCAAAACAUACACUGCAGGGAUCCUCGGUUCUGAGCGCAAUGCCAUCGCCAGCUCCUACAGCUCGAGCCGGGGACUCCCACAGGUGAAGAGAAGGUGUGUGAGUGUGUCCCCACAGUUCAGCACAGCAUCCUCCUGCUGUGAGAUGCCAGAGUGGCCUCUUAAGAAAGGAAGGGAACGGGAGGUGCGGCAUUCCAGGAGUUGCACUCCAGUAAAAUUGGACAAGGCGCUGCAGACCGAGAAAGCUGUCGAGAGGCCUGAGCAGAAGCGGCGGCAGUCCCCAAGCCCGCCACCAUCACCGGGAAACGGAAGGCCCCGCAAGAGGAGCAUCUGCCUGCUGGUGCCUUGGGAUAAUGAACCCCUGGUGCUGCCCCCUGCGCCUGACCCGGGUUACCCCAUCACGGACGAGAUCAUCGAGGAGGAGAGGGAGGCAGCACAGCAGCGACUGCGCCGGCUCUUGCAGCCUAAGUCUGAUGUGGUCCCCAGCACCACUGCAGAGAAUAUGCCCAUGUCUGGGUCGCUGGCAUGCGCUGUGAGCUCACCGUGGCCUGCUCCUGCCCCAGCUAGCACCAGCUCGCUCCCGGACAGCCUGAAUCAGAUGCAGAGCAGCGCGGCUGCGCCCAUGCUUGCGGACUCCACUGGAGCUGCAGUAGUGUCCCAGCCACUUUCAUCAGCUGCCCAGCUGCCCGUUCCGGCGCUGUCGCUGGAGUUGAGUUCUCUGCCUGCCACCUCUGCUGACACCAAGCCUGUGCCUGUGCUGAGCACAUCUGCCCUGACUGUUCCUGUUGCCCCCAGUGGCACAACACCUCCUACGUUCACAGAGCUGGGCCAGACCCCCAGCAAGCCUCCCUCCUUCCCAAAGCCAAGCAUCCUUUUUGGGACGCCGGACACCCCUCCCUCCAACCAGCUGGCAAUGACUGCAGGUGCUGCUGCGCCUACCACGACCCCUGUCUUCAAACCCAUCUUUGGCGAGAGCUCAGCCCCCAGUGCAGCUGUCGUCUCCACCACCGUCACCAUGUCGGUGAGCUCAGGCCCUUCCUCAACAUCCUCUACCACCACCAUGUUCAAGCCCAUCUUCGGCAGCGUCAUCACAGCUUCAGCUCCAGUAAACACCUCUCCUUUUGCCUUCCAACCAUCAUUGCAGCCGGCCUCGGCUUCAGAGCUGCCUGCGGCCUCCACAGCGACCCUGGCAGGAUUCACAGGUCUCCCUAAUGUCAUCUUCACCACGGCAGCUAUGACAGCCACCACAGAGAGCUCCUUCACAGACGCCACCAUUAAACCUGUCUUCAGCUUUGGCCUCAACACACCCGCCUCCACCAGCCCCACCACCAGCCUGACCAUCACCACUGCCACAGCUACCAGCAUGUCACAGCCCUUCCUGUUUGGGGGCCCAGCCACCUCAGCUCCCAGCACAGAAAUCAGCUUCGCCACCCCAGGGUCCAUGCUCCAGUUUGGAAAGCCAACUCCAGCCACAGUCGCUGCCACCACCAGUGUCCCAGGAGGCCCUGCCUUUGGCCAAGUGCCUUCAAACUUGAUGGCUCCUGCCACUACUGUGGGCUUUAGCAUAUUCGGCGGGACCACGCUGACCUCUUCUACCCCCGCCACCACAAGCCAAGUGACACUGACAUUCGGCUCACCUGCUUCAGCUUUUGGCAGUUGCGCCGGCGCAGCUGAGAGCCAGCCACCCAGCAGCCAGCCCGCUGCUGGCCCCGGCAGCUUUGCCCCCCAGUUCAGCUUUGGAGCCCCCCCAGCCCAGUUGGCUGCUCAGCCGACGUUCGGCAGCAGUGCUCAGCCAGCCUUUGGCACAGCCAGUGCCCAAGGCUCCUUUGGCACCAGCAGCACCCAGGCAGCAUUCGGGACCACCACAUCAGUCUUCUCUUUCGGGACAGCCACCUCCACCACCGCCAGCUUUGGUUCCACCACCCAGACCACGAGCAGCAGCAGCACUGGCGCUGCCAUCUUUGGCACCACUCCUUCUCCUUUCACCUUUGGGGUGACCGCCCAGCCGGGCCCCUCCACCAGUGCCUUCGGGGUCGGCACUCCAGCCCUGAGCAGCGGCUCCCCUGCCGUGGCUUUCAGCUUCGGGGCUGGGCAGAGCGGGGCAGCCCUGGCAGCAACACCAUUCGGCUCCUCCCUGGCGCAGAGUGCGCUGGGUGCACAGAGUCAGAGCACGCCCUUCGCCUUCACCAUGCCCAGCACACCCAACAGCAAGCCUGUGUUUGGAGGAAGUCCUGCACCCACCUUUGGGCAAAGCACACCCGUCCCAGGAGCAGUGGGGAGUGGAAGCAGCAGCCUUUCCUUCAGGACUCCCAGCACUCCUGCCUCAGGCUUUGGAGGAGUCGGCACUUCCUUUGGUUCGUCCACCCCCGCCUUUUCCAUCGGGGCAGGAUCCAAGGCCGGUGCUCGCCAGCGGCUACAGGCACGGAGACAGCAUACCCGCAAAAAGUAACGGCCAGUGCUGCUGGCCCCCCACCCGCGGGGGCUCCGGUCCAGAACAGCCCAGAGGUGGGACCGGAAUGAUGGGGCCAGGCCCCGUCUCUGCUGCAGGCAAGAAACCGUGCUGGGUGGCAGCACCUGAGGUGUUGAACCAAAAACUUGUUACUUGAAAGUUCCACAGCCAAGGCUGAAUGAACCUGUGUACAUAUCUGCAGUGUUUCCUUCCUGGCUUUAUUUUGCCAUGUUUCAUUAGGUGUAACCUUUUCCCCAUGUGCUUCUCCUCGCUGAGCACCCCCAGCCAGCCCCCAUCACGCGGCACGGCAGGCAGCAGAGCCCCACGGCUGCAGGGGGGCUGCGGUUCUGGGCUCCUGAGGGAUGCCGUCUUCGCCAGGUCUCAAAAUCUUUCCCCGCUGUUUGACCCUGUGGCCUGGUGAACGCGCUGCCUCCGCAGGGCUCUGCUUUGUUGCCCUCCCCGCAGCAGAGGAGCUGGGGCUAGCGCCGGCCUGGCUUGGGCCCCCCAGUGCUGUGGGUGACCAGCCCGGCCUCCGCAAUGCGGCGACGGCCCCUGGUACCUCAGCCGGGGAUGAGGGUGUUUUCCCCCCCCAGCUCUCACUGCUCCCACCGCCCUGCUCGUGUAAAGCCCCUUCUUGUUUUGCUUUAUUUGUGCUCCCAUUCCCAUGCACUCAUUGAAUCAAGUUUGGAGGAAGAA